GAAUAAUCCUGACGAGACGUAAUUCCAGGAGUAGACCCUAGCAUCCGUGGAAAGCCUGAUCUGGCAUGCGCGAUCCAGCUUCUGAGCGCCCAAACACUCCUUAGCGCGCUAUACGAAAUGUCAAGGGGUAGAGGUGAUAGCGCAGGGCAUAUUUGAACGCACACAGGUCUCCGGUUUGACCGUAGGCUUCCCCCCUCCUGACUUCCUGAGUGAACCCAUCAUGCAAUCCCCAGACGAAGUUUUCCAGCCUCGAGACCGCCGUCCCUGGACGGAGGAAGAGGACGAGAUGCUUCGCAUGGCCAUCGAAGAAGAGGAUCCCGAGUCGAGCCCACCCACUCGGUGGCAUGCCAUCUCGCAACACAUACCCAACAGAACCAACAAAGACUGCCGGAAGCGAUGGUGGGCCCAGAUGGCCACCAUUGUUUCGAAGGGCAGCUGGACAAGCGACGAAGACGAGCGCCUUUGCAGAGCAGUCGACGAGCUGGGGCCCAAGUGGGCGCUCGUAGCGAACCGAGUGCGGACACGAAACAGCGGCCAAUGUGCGAAGCGGUGGAACGACGCACUGAACCCCACCAUUGACCGCAGUGGCUGGACUCGUGAGGAGGACGAGCAACUUCUCAGAGCAGUGGAGCAGCAAGGGCACUCCUGGGCCAACAUUGCACGGACUUCGCUUCCUGGCCGCACGGGACUUGCCGCAAAGAACAGAUACAACCAUCUCAUGAGAGGUGCAUGCCGGCAAGCUGGGAGGCGAAGGAGUCGGACCUCGCCCAUGACCACCGAGAAGCGCAGGACGCGCGGCAUCUCUGAGGCGUCCGCCCCCAUGUUCCACGGGACAUCCUCGCGCUCAGAGUCCGGAACAACCCCAUCCACUCCGCGCUCGCUUCCCGAAGGGGAUGAAGUGCACCUAUACACCGCAACUAACGCGGCUGAAUUCGCGGAUGCCGAAAUGCUAUCACACCUCUCCGUCCGGCUCCCGUCGCCCAUGGCGCCAGCGUCCGGCAUCGAGAGGCAGUUCAUGGAUUUCUUCUCACCCAAUAUGUUCGGCGACUCCGCAGCAGCGGAGGCGUCCUCCGCUGCAUCCCUCCUGUACAACCCGCCAUCCCCAUCGCACGCUGGCGUAUCUCAGCAACACGCAUCGAGCCUGUACCACUCGCACCCCGUCACUCCUGGUGGCAACGCGUCAGAAGUACAAAACCCUGCAGGGGACAGCCUCUUCGCACACACCGACUACCUUGCCCUCUACCCUCCUUCCAACCUCUCGCGACAAUCGCCCUAUCUGACACAGUCCAUCCCGGACCUGUCCAGCCUCGCGCUGGACGCCCAGGUGACCAUCGGGUCUUUGCCAGCGUUCCCGGAUAAGGCGAGUGUCCAGCUCGCACAGCAGGCGGUCGAUCCCUCUGACCGCCGUGUCGCUGUCGCGGUGGCUAUAUGCGACCAACAGGACGUCAUCUCGACGGUGCACUCGCUGUCACACAGCCUGUCGUCAAUGCUGGGGCAGGGCCAAGCUCCGGGACGGAAGACACGCCGACGCCAAAGAC
Fomitopsis serialis is the source of this 1538-nucleotide messenger RNA. RefSeq names its product Homeodomain-like protein. The transcript has 9 exons. The annotation marks the transcript as partial. Lineage: Eukaryota; Fungi; Basidiomycota; Agaricomycetes; Polyporales; Fomitopsidaceae. The record is from RefSeq and is a predicted model, not a curated record.